AUGAGAAUUUCGAUACUUAACUCUAUCUUGUGCCUUUCUAGUAUUGUAGUUGGCGUGAGACUGACUACUGCUACUAGCCCACUGACUGGCUGUCUACCAUCCAAUCCCCAGAUUGCAGACGUAGGUUUCAAUGUAUCAUUUUAUACGUACCCUUUUUCGAAUGAAACACUUAUGGUUGACUUGGAAUACAUGGCAGGUGGUUUUAAAUCAGUAGAAAAAUAUACUGGAGGGGUUCUGGGUGUGACCGAUAUCAACUUUUCUUUUCCAAACAGGGAACCUGGUGAAGGGGAUGUAUAUACCGAUAUUUAUGGUGUAACAACAAAUGUUCAAAAUUUUAUUAUGCAACUUGAAGGUUACUUUUAUGCUGACAUAGCUGGAGAUUAUACGUUCAACUUGAACACUGUCGAUGAUUCCUUAAUGCUUAAAUUUGGAGCAGAUCAAGCCUUUACAUGUUGUUCGACAAUUGAUCAAGAUAAAACUUCUAGCUAUACAUUAUUUGCUGCGUGGAACUCGAAAGCUGGAGCAGGUACCACCUCUAAAACCUACACUCUCGCCGUCGGUUUUUAUCCCAUGCUCAUGAACUAUUGCAAUAAAAAAAUUCCAGCUGGACUAAACCUAUCUAUCAACAAACCAGAUGGCAGUACGAUAUCUGAUUUUACAAAUAUAGUACAGUUUGAAGAUGAAAAAACUAGUUGCCCAGCCACAGUGACUACUACUAUUGCAUGGACUGGAACAGUUACCUCGACAACAACUCUCUCAGCAGGUGACCUUUCUACAGAAACUGUUGAAGUAUUGACACCUUCAGCUCCUGUCACCACUGUUACUUCGACCUGGACUGGUACUGACACUCAAACUACUACUGUCACUGCUUCAUCAGGAGGUACUGAUACUGUUAUUGUCGAAGUACCAACUCCUUCAGCUCCCGUCACCACUGUUACCUCGACCUGGACUGGUACUGACACUCAAACUACUACUGUCACUGCUUCAUCAGGAGGUACUGAUACUGUUAUUGUC
Dujonia railenensis is the source of this 1014-nucleotide messenger RNA. NCBI's taxonomy places the organism in Eukaryota, Fungi, Ascomycota, Pichiomycetes, Serinales, Debaryomycetaceae. The record is from the annotation of a GenBank genome assembly.